Molecule: messenger RNA, 4564 nt
Organism: Tyto alba (common barn owl)
Lineage: Eukaryota; Metazoa; Chordata; Aves; Strigiformes; Tytonidae
Gene: ALCAM
Product: activated leukocyte cell adhesion molecule
Exons: 17
Coding region: 353-2206 (617 amino acids)
Biological process (GO): cell adhesion
Cellular component (GO): plasma membrane
Source: RefSeq, a predicted model, not a curated record
CCGCCCCCGGCCCCGCCUCUCCCGCCGCAGCUCUCAGUCCUGGAGCGCCGCUCGGCUGCCAGAGGGAAGCCGCCACCUGCUCCGGUGCGGAGUCGCUCCUCGCUGCGCGCCGGGAAGGGAGAGCGGCCGCUCCGCCGCCCGCGCCCGGGAAGUUCCCGCUCCUCCCGCCGCCGGGGGAAAGCCGCCGCCGCCGCCGCUUCCCGGCCCCGGAGGGGGGCAAGAAGUCGCCUCCGCGCUCGGCUGCGAGAGGGAAGACACCCACCCCCCCCACACCCAUUCCUCCUCCUCCCCCGCCGCGGGCGCGCCCGCCCCGCUCCGCCGCUGCCUCCCGGUCCCGCCGCGGGCAGGCGGGAUGAUGGAGCCCCCCGCCGCCGCCGCCGCCGCCGCCUGCGCCUCCUGCCGCCGCCGCCCGCUGCCGCCGCCGCCGCUGCUGCUGCUCUGCCUCCUGCUCGCAGCCCUCUGCCCGCCGACAGCUCUGGGAUUGUACACAGUAAAUGCAGUAUAUGGAGAUACUAUUACUAUGCCUUGUCGUCUAGAAGUACCAGAUGGUCUUAUGUUUGGAAAAUGGAAAUAUGAAAUGCCAAAUGGAUCUCCAGUAUUUAUUGCCUUCAGAUCAUCAACAAAAAAAAAUGUACAGUAUGAUGAUGUACCAGACUACAAAGACAGGUUGAGUCUCUCAGAAAACUAUACAUUAUCCAUCAAGAAUGCAAGAAUCAGUGAUGAAAAGAGAUUUGUAUGUAUGCUAGUUACAGAAGACGAUGUUUCUGAAGAGCCAACGAUAGUCAAAGUCUUCAAACAACCCUCUCAACCAGAAAUCUUACAUCGAGCAGAGUUCUUAGAAACAGAGAAGCUACAAAUGCUUGGGGAAUGCGUUGCAAGAGAUAGUUAUCCUGAAGGCAAUGUUACGUGGUACAGAAACGGGAGACUUUUGCAGCCCAUGGAAGAAGUUGUGGUCAUAAAUUUGCAAAAAAUUGUGGACAAAUCAACUGGACUCUUCACCAUGACAUCAUCUCUUCAGUACAUGCCAACAAAGGAAGAUGCAAAUGCCAAGUUUUCCUGUGUUGUGACAUAUUAUGGACCAUCUGGCCAGAAAACAAUACAGUCUGAGCCAGUUGUCUUUGACGUUCACUAUCCAACAGAGAAGGUGACUAUUCAAGUGCUGACACAAAGUAAUAUCAUUAAAGAAGGCGAUAACAUCACUCUAAAGUGCUCAGGAAAUGGCAACCCUCCUCCACAGGAGUUCCUGUUUUACAUUCCAGGAGAAACAGAAGGCAUAAGAAGCUCAGAUAUGUACAUAAUGACAGAUGUGAGGCGAAAUGCAACAGGAGAAUACAAGUGCUCUCUGACUGACAAAAGCAUGAUGGACUCGACCACCAUCACUGUACACUAUUUGGAUUUGCAGCUUACUCCUAGCGGAGAAGUCACAAAACAGAUCGGAGAGGCCCUGCCUGUGUCAUGCACGAUUUCGUCUAGUAGAAAUGCAACUGUGUUUUGGAUAAAGGAUAAUAUCAGAAUGCAAACAAGUCCAUCGUUUUCAAGUCUUCAGUAUCAAGAUGCUGGAAACUACAUCUGUGAAACUACUCUACAGGAGGUUGAAGGGUUAAAGAAAAGAAAGACACUUAAACUUAUUGUGGAAGGAAAACCUCAAAUCAAAAUGACAAAGAAAACCAACACAAAUAAAAUGUCUAAAACAAUUGUCUGCCAUGUGGAAGGUUUCCCCAAACCAGCAGUGCAAUGGACAGUUACUGGUAGUGGAAGCAUCAUAAAUAAAACAGAGGAGACCAAAUAUGUUAAUGGAAAAUUUUCCAGUAAAAUUGUAAUUUCUCCUGAGGAAAAUGUGACUUUAACUUGCAUUGCAGAAAAUCAGCUAGAAAGGACUGUGACCUCCCUGAAUGUCUCUGCUAUAAGUAUUCCAGAAUAUGAUGAGCCAGAGGAUAGAAAUGAUGACAAUAGCGAAAAGGUUAAUGACCAGGCAAAACUAAUAGUGGGGAUUGUAGUCGGUCUUCUGCUGGCUGCUCUGGUUGCAGGUGUUGUCUACUGGCUCUAUGUGAAGAAAUCAAAUGACACCAAAGGAAAGUCUGAGAAGGCAGCAGCACAGAACUUUUCAAGUCUGCCGAGGACAGCAUCAAAACACGUAGACAAAGAUCUUGGAAAUAUAGAAGAAAACAAAAAACUAGAAGAGAACAAUCAUAAAUCUGAAACUUAAGAGACCAAACGUGUCAGUCAUCGUUCCAGAGAAUACAUAUAGACCAAUCGAAGCAUGAACGUGGAUUGUAUUUAAACAUAUACAAAGAAGUGACAGCUAUUCAUGGUUCAAGUAUUAAACAGAUCAUACUACCAAGUUUUCAAAGGAUUGUAGACACAAUUAUCUCAAGCUAAAAAAAAAAAAAAAAAACCCACAAACUAAUUUUGGCAACAGCCAUGAUAAUAGGUCACCAUGUUGUGUUCUGUUUGAAAUAUUUUUUUGUAAAUGUCUGCACUGAAGAUUUCUUUUUGUUUGCCUUUAUGUAAAUUUUUUACGUAGCUAUUUUUAUACACUGUAAGGCUUUGUUCUGGGAGUUGCUGUUAAUCUGAUGUAUAGUGUAAUGGUUUUAUUUCAAUUAUUUUUAUGACACCCUUUGAGCAGGUACAUGUCUAAUUUUGAUUGUUAUCAGUGAAGCCUCUGCUUUGUAGCAAGUACCUAGAAUGUAAGAUUGUCUUAAAGGAAAACGUCAAACUCCUUUCUUUGAAAUCACAGCAAAGAGGAAGGGUGACAGCUGUGACAAGAACAAACUAAAUUGUUAAUAAAAGUGAACAUUUAAAAAACCAUGCAAAGCUAAACAGCCAGAAAGGGAAUAAAGAGUUUCCACUAAGAAGUCUGGGUAUUGAGCAAGGAACACAAUGGAAAUUCCUAGCCUGCAUACAGACGGUGGCUAAUAAUCCUUUUCUUCUAGAGCAAGACACACAUUUUAUUGAUAUGCUAGCAGUCGUCUUUCAUGUUAGAAUUAGGAUAAGGGACUGGAAUUCUGGAUUAAUUUUGAUUCCUUUAUGUUAUCCGCUGCCUUAAAGUACUGUACCUUUUCUUCAUUUCAAAAAGAUACCAGUCAGAUUUGGAAACUUUUUUUAAACAGUGGUCAUAUCAAAGCUGCAUUUUUUUUCCCACAAAAAUAGAAUAUAUAUAUAUAUAUUUUUUGUGUGUUUUUGUUAACUAUGCUACAGAUAUUGAAUGCACCUUGAGAUAAUUUUAGUGUUUUUAACUGGUACCUAAUUUAUCAAACAGUACAUAUAAUUGUAACAAUGAAGCGUCUAUGUAUCUUUAGUUACAUUCAAGUUUGUAACUUUAUAAACAUGUUUGAUGCUUGAGGGAAUUUUUAGAAUGGUACUGAUAAGAAAAUGUUUUAGGAUAAAGGGCCAAUAAAAAGUUGUACUUAAGGGAGAGAAGUUUCAUCUUCCAUGGAAGGUUAGUUUCUGGAAGAAAGUAACAGGCAGCUUAGGUGGAGAGGAACAGUAGUGUAAGCAGAACAUCAGGUUUCCAUUUACAAAUAUCCAGGGAAAAAGUAAGUUUUUAUAGACUGGUAGGCAAAAAUAAAUAAAUAAAUACAAGAAAAAGAUGGACGUUAGGAAAUGUAUUUUGCCACUUUUGAAUUACUUAGGGGGAAGAAAACACUGUUACUUGUAAAUUUGUAAAAUGUUAAAUGUCUGGGCAGUAGUGACUGAUGUCUUAAUAAAAGCUUCCUGUAGUGCAUUGGCAUGGAUUAAAUACAUAAGAUGUCCUAUAAACUCUAUGCUGUAUAAAAUAUUAGAGGGAAAUCCUGUUAUAUGCCUCUAAGGUUUGAUUUGUUACUGUUUUAUUUGGCAAAAGGAAAAAAAUUAUAAUCUUGGUCAAUAUUUAAACCAAAGUAAAAUGGGGGAAAAACCAAAGUAAUUUGUUUUGCAUGGCUAAGCCAUUCUGUUAUCUCUGUAAAUAUUGUGAUUUUUUUCUUUUUAGAAUUUUGUUAAAAAAAUUCUAAAAUUUUUAAACACCUGUUUUUUCCAAAAUAAAACGUGAACACACAAAAAAGUUACUUUAUAUACAAAUAUAUCUUUUUCUUUUGGUGCGAGAACACUGCCAAGUGAUACACAUUUAAAAAAAAAAAAACAAAAACAAAAAACAACAAAACCAAAACCAAACACACCGAGCAUGACUCUAAACAGGAAAAGUCCUGUGAAGGAGUGUGUAAACAUCACCUGUCUUUGUUUAUAUGACACUACAAAUAGCUCUGAAAUACGGAGAAGAAACCUCCAAAGAUCAUAAGGGAAAGCAUAGGGAAGGGCUGAAAAUUUUCAUACCACUGGUUGGGGAACACAGGGGAGAGGAGAAGACAAAAGGUCCUUCAACUUCCACAGCUACGAAAAAGGAUUAACAACCACUCCUCGCCUUUGGGGAUCCUGCUAGAAGUCCUAUGCACUUUAAAUCCUCAGUCCAAGGAGCUGGGUUUUUCACUGCUCCAAGUUCACUGUAGGCACGUUCCAAGAACCAAGAGCGCAAAAAGAAUUAAUGUUUCUAUCCAUGCCUAAACAACAAUAAAACUGAAGUGUGUCUUCA